Molecule: messenger RNA, 1293 nt
Organism: Candidozyma haemuli
Lineage: Eukaryota; Fungi; Ascomycota; Pichiomycetes; Serinales; Metschnikowiaceae
Gene: ECM33
Product: Ecm33p
Exons: 2
Coding region: 1-1293 (430 amino acids)
Biological process (GO): fungal-type cell wall organization
Cellular component (GO): fungal-type cell wall; plasma membrane
Source: RefSeq, a predicted model, not a curated record
AUGCAAUUCAAGUCCUUGUUUGCUGUGGCCGCCGUUACCGGGUUGGCUGUUGCCAAUAACUCCACAUUGACCACUGCGACUCCCUCUGUCGCCAGCUCCUGUUCCUUCGAUGACUUCACCGCCACCGAGAACGGCCAGGUUCGUUCUGUCCAGGCUUGUGCUACCGCUGUCGGUGACGUUUUCAUCUCUGGAUCUGACAUUGACCAGAUCGACUUGACUGGUGUCCAGGAGUUCUACGGUGACUUGAAGAUCAACGGUACCAAGGCUACCGUCUUUAACGCCCCAGACUUGCAGUUGGUUUCUGGUGAGUUGUCCCUCGCCCAGUCCACUAUCUUGGCUACCGCCAACUUGGCUCAAUUGACCACCGUUGGUACUUUGCACUUUGACUCUUUGCCAGCUUUGGAGAAGACCGGUUUGGCUUCUGGUAUCACCUCUGCUGAGUCCAUCACCAUUGCCAACACUGGUUUGCACUCUUUGGACGGUAUCAACGUCUUCAGAUUGAAGGUGUUUGACGUUAACAACAACGGUGACAUUGAGUCCAUCGACUCUGCUUUGCAGGCUGUUACCGACACCUUGUCUAUCAACUACAACGCCGACAAGGUUGAGGUUUCCUUGGACCAGUUGAAGUCUGCUAACAAUGUCGUUUUCGAGAAGAUUUCUUCUCUUUCCACUGCUAACUUGACCACCGUUAACGGUUCUCUCUCCAUCUCCAAGAACACUUUCGAGAGCUUCGAGUUCAAGCAGUUGGAGUCCAUUGGUAAGUCUCUUUCCAUCACCGAGAACGAUGACUUGGAGGAGUUUGACUUCCCUAAGUUGAAGUCCAUUGGCGGUGCUUUGAACAUUAUUGACAACGAGAACUUGAAGUCCUUCUCUUACUUUGACAAGUUGGAGACCAUUGGCGGUUCCGUCAACAUUGACGGUGACUUUGACAACGGAACCUUCCCAGAAUUGAACAGAGUUGCUGGUGGUUUCAACUUGUCUACUACUGGUGACUUGUCUUGUGACUCUUUCACCAAGUUGAACUCCAAGGGUAACGUCAAGGGUGACAAGUUCUACUGUCGUGGUGCUUCUUCUACCGUUUCUUCUUCUUCUUCCAAGAGCGGUAACUCCAACGGUCAGUCCACUUCCUCUGGCUCUGGUUCCUCCGGUUCCGGUUCUGGUUCUGGCUCUGACUCCUCCAAUGGCUCCUCUUCUUCCGGCAACAGCGCCCCAGGUGUCACCGUUUCCACCUCCUUGGUCUCUUUGGUCACCUUCGUUUUGGCCUUCACCGGUGUUGGUGUUGCCUUGUACUAA